AAAGGUGAACUAUUUCUUUAUGUUUAACAACGGCAAAGGUAUACGGGCUUUUAUUUUGAUAGCGUCAUAGCAACCGUAGCCAAGUAGGGAGGCGCAACGGGCGCAACACAGUAGAAGCAAACGGAAAUCUAUUAGAAGUGAAGACGGAGCAAAGGAUAGGCUAUUAGCAGUUCACGGAGAAGAAGACAAAGAAAGUUUGAAGAAUACUUCUGUAUAGCUUCAGUUGAUAAGGGGAACAAGCUCUUACGUUGGUUGGUUGAUGAUACGGACGGCUCAAUAAAUCAUCAUUCACCAUCAGUUCCGGCCUUCUCGAUAUUGACUGAAUGCUACAGUAAGAGCUUGACCGCCCCCUCUUGCCGCACGGUGUGGUUUCAAGGUUCAACGGCAGUACCCGCAACGUCCAGCAGAGGGCAGAAGUUGGUCAGGAAUUGAAACGGAUCAAGGCAAAGUAAAAUGGAAGACUUACAGGCUGCAACAGUAAGUCAAAGGGCCCUAACUGAACAGAUGACAACUCUGCAAAGGGAAAUUCAAGACCUAAAGGACUCACUUCAGGAUGAAAGUAAUGCGAGACAGGACAUUAAAGAUUCAAUCAAAUGCAAAGAACAAAUGAUAAGUGAACUUCAAGAUAAAAUUCAAAACACGUCAGAUCUGCCAAGACGCUCUGAAAGAGUUAAAGUACAAACAGAAAAAAUGAUAAUAUAUCUACGGGAAGAAAUGAUCAAAAAGGAAAAAAGAAUGCUUGUCCUUUAUGAGCAAUGGAAAGCACAGGCACGUGAAAAAAGAGAAAAAUUAAAGGAAGAUAUAACAGUGAAGGAGAUGUCAGAACUUGCUGACAUAAUAGAAGAAAGGAGAGAUGAUAUAUUAAAGUUAUAUUCAGAAAAUAGAACCCAAAUGGCACCAUCAUCUGACGUAAGGAGAAAGAUCGAUGCAUGUGAAGCAGUAACUAAGGAGAUCAUAGGGAUAAUUCUGGAAAGAAUAAGUGGUGUUGAUGGAGAUUUUGAUGCAGAUCGUGAAAAAGCUCGUUUACGUGAACUUUUAGAGCAUGAAUACGCCAUUUCCAUAUAUGGAUCAACUGCAGCAUCAAAUCGCAGCCAGCGAUCCUCAGCUUCCCAUCUUACAGCAAAACGAGCUGAAGCAGCAGCAGAACUAGCAGCAAAGGAGGUUGAGUAUGAGGUCGCGCUGGAGGAACAAAGACAACAAGAAAAAAUAAGGGCUCUAGAGGAAGAGCAUAAAAAACAGGUGGCAGUUCAAAAUGCAGAGUUAGAACGCCUGAGAGCACAAAGGGAUGUGAAAGCAGCUCGAGCCAGAUUUGAAGCAUAUGACAGGCAUUUACUACAAGUGGGUGAUGUACAGUCAAUUACAGAUGAAAAGGUGAGCCCAAACAUCACACCUAAACAGCCGUUACCAGCAGUCUCCUUUGGUUCUGUGCAGACAGCCCCCCCUACUGUUACUGAGUUGGCACCAGCAGUGCAGGAAGCUCCCUCCAGUGUUACCCAGCUAGCACAGGCAGUUCAAGACAGCAUAAGAUUAAACAAACUUCCUACGCCAGAACCAACAGUUUUUAGUGGCGACCCAAUGCAUUUCAUUGAAUGGAAAUCCACAUUUACAUCACUGAUUGAUCAAAGGGGCAUCUCAGCAGCAGAUAAACUGUACUAUUUGAAGAGAUAUGUAACAGGGUCAGCUCGCAAAUGCAUUGAAGGGACUUUCUUUAGGAGUGAUGAAGCCGCAUAUAAGGAUGCUUGGGACAAGUUAAACCAAAGAUACGGCCAGCCCUUUAUUAUACAGAAAUCAUUCAGAGAGAAGCUAUCAAACUGGCCAAAGGUGCAGUCCAGAGAUGCUGAUGGAUUAAGAACUUUUGCGGACUUCCUAAAUGCAUGCAUGCUCGCUAUGCCUCAUGUAAAGGGUUUGCAAAUACUUAACGACUGCGAGGAAAAUCAAAAACUACUGCACAAACUACCAGAUUGGAUAAAUGCAAGAUGGAACAGACAGGUAACAAAGACUUUAAUGGAAGGUGGUGAGUUUCCAAGUUUUAGUGACUUUGCAUCCUUUCUCUCUGUUGAAGCUGAAGUUGCAUGUAACCCAUUCACCUCCAUUCAUGCCCUUCGUUACUCUGAAACUAACAGCGACAAAGGAAACACAAGAGAACGAAAAGGGAACAAAGCAAGUGUUUUUAAGACAAAUUCAACGGAACAAAGUAACACACAGUCAAUAAUAAUAACAUCAAAGGAUUUUUCAUGUGUUCUGUGUCAGAUUGAACAUCCACUCCACAAGUGUCCAGACUUCUUAAAACUGUCUCUAGAAAACAGAAGAAAGUUUGUGAAGGAGAAUAAACUUUGUUAUGGUUGUCUAAAACAAGGUCACAAUGCCAAAGACUGCAAACACCGCUUCAGUUGUGACACCUGCUCAAAGAGGCAUCCUACCUGUCUUCAUGACGACAAUUAUUGGAACAGCCUACAAAAGGAGACACAUGUGAGUGUAAAUAAUGGAACUCAAGUUAACUCACCUGCAGCAGCGACGGCUAUGUCACUCAAUGUUACCAGACCUGAACACACAAUCAGCACAUCAAUGAUAGUUCCAGUGUGGCUGUCAACUGCCAACAACCCACUCAAAGAAAAACUGGUUUAUGCGCUAUUAGACACGCAGAGUGAUGCUGUCUUCAUUGAUCAGGAUGUAACACAUGAGCUGCAGGCAGAUGUUUGCCCAGUAAAGCUAAAACUGACUACCAUGAUGGGAAAAAAUGCAGUUGUAAGCAGUGAAAGGGUGUCUGAUCUCUUGGUGAGAGGCUAUAACUCAGCCACAGUCAUAAAGCUUCCUACGGCAUAUUCAAAGGACUGCAUCCCUGCUAACAGAGAACACAUACCCACAUGUGAAACAGCCAAACAGUGGAGUCACUUGCUGCCCAUUGCAGAUGAAAUCCCUCCACUUCUCAGUUGUGAGAUAAGUCUCCUCAUAGGUUAUACUUGUCCUAGAGCUCUAGCACCUAAACAAGUAAUCUUAGGAAAAGAUAAUGAACCUUAUGCUCUUCGGACUGAUUUGGGAUGGAGCAUUGUUGGCAACUCAGACCCCGAAGAGAAAACAGACAUGACAACCAGGCUUUGUCACAGAUGCACCGUUAAAGAGGUUCCUCCUUCCACUCCAGCAGACGCAAUACGUGUAUUGGAAAGAGACUUUAAAGACGCUGAAAGAAAUGAAAAGACUGUGUCACAAGAGGAUCUAUUAUUCCUCCAAAAACUUGAGGAAGGCAUAGUACAAACGAAAAAGGGAAAUUAUGAAAUGCCAUUGCCGUUCAGGAAAAGACCACAAAUGCCAACUAACAGACAACUUGCUGAAAGCAGACUAAGUCAACUGAAACGCAAACUCAUGAAGGAUCAAAAAUACAAGGAGGAUUACAUGAAAUUCAUGAAUGAAAUGAUCAAAAGAGGUGAUGCAGAAGAAACUGACGAUAUUGGACCACCUGGUGAGACAUGGUAUAUACCUCACCACGGUGUUUAUCAUCCAAAGAAACCUGACAGGUUGCGCAUAGUUUUUGACUGUUCAGCUAAACACAAUGGUACCUGCCUUAAUGAUCAUUUACUAAAUGGCCCUGACAUGAUCAACAGUUUAACUGGUGUUUUGGUGCGCUUCAGACAGCAUAAAGUCGCUCUAAUGUGCGACAUUGAAAAAAUGUUCCACCAGUUUCAGGUUAAGGAAGAUGAUCGCAACUAUUUGCGCUUCUUAUGGUGGAAAGAUGGUGACGUUAACAGCCAGCCACAAGCAUACAGGAUGACAGUCCACCUUUUUGGCGCUGCUUCAUCCCCAGGGUGUGCGAACUAUGGACUCAAACAUCUGGCUAAGAAAAACAGAUCUGCAUAUCCUGUAGGCUCACAGUUCAUAACCAGGGACUUCUAUGUAGAUGACGGAGUCACCAGCGUACAAAAAACUGAGGAUGCUAUUCAACUAGUAAAGGAAGCACGUGAGCUAUGUGCAAAGGGUGGAUUAAGGCUGCAUAAGUUUGUAUCCAACAACACUGAUGUUUUAAACAGCAUCCCAACAUCAGAGCUGGCAACAGAUACAAAAACAAAGGACUUGACAUUCAAAGAGGCACAAACAGAAAGAGCCCUUGGCAUUUAUUGGAAUGUAGAGAAAGACUGCUUUACGUUCAACAUCAUGCUGAAGGACCAACCCCCAACCAGGCGGGGCAUCCUAUCAGCAGUUGCAGCAAUAUAUGAUCCCCUCGGAUUUUUAGCUCCUUAUGUGCUCAACGGCAAGGGAAUUCUCCAAGAAAUGUGCCGUCAAGGAACAGACUGGGACGACCCAAUACCAGACCACCUCAGGCCACGGUGGGAGUGCUGGAAAGGAGACCUGCAAAAUUUAAAGAACGUCCAGAUAAACAGAUGUUAUGCUCCUGCAGAAUUUGGAGAAGUGAUCAAAGGAGAAUUACAUCACUUUUCAGAUGCAAGCACCGCAGGAUACGGCCAAUGUACCUAUCUUAGACUCACAAACAAAAACAAAGAAGUUCAUUGUGCCUUUGUCAUGGGCAAAGCACGUGUCUCACCCACAAAGGUCACCACUAUACCCAGGUUGGAACUCACCGCAGCCACAGUAUCAGUCACAGUGAGCAAAAUGCUAAAGGAGGAGCUGCUCUACGAUGAUGUAGAAGAGUUCUUUUGGACAGAUUCAAAGGUCACUUUAGGAUACAUAAAUAAUGAGGCAAGGCGCUUCCACACGUUUGUUGCGAAUAGAGUGCAGAAAAUACGGAGCCACACUUCACCGCAACAAUGGUUUCAUGUACCUACUGAUGAAAAUCCCGCCGACAUGGCUUCCAGGGGCACUUCUGUAAAGGAACUGCUUUCAUCCAACUGGCUCACCGGCCCUCAGUUUCUGUGGAAAGGAGAAAUACAGCUUCCAACAAGAAAGACUAUCGAGCUCCCAGUAGGAGACCCAGAGGUGAGAAAGGUGCAGACCCUAAACACUCAAGCUGUAAAACAUGCAAAUUGGAGACAUAGUGAUGGACAAAGAUGA
Nothobranchius furzeri (turquoise killifish) is the source of this 5001-nucleotide messenger RNA. RefSeq lists its product as uncharacterized. NCBI's taxonomy places the organism in Eukaryota, Metazoa, Chordata, Actinopteri, Cyprinodontiformes, Nothobranchiidae. The record is from RefSeq and is a predicted model, not a curated record. Gene Ontology annotation, molecular function: zinc ion binding; nucleic acid binding. Gene Ontology annotation, biological process: DNA integration.